AUGUGGCCAUCUCGGAAUUUGCGGCCGACAAAAGCUCCGGCUGCAACGCCAGCUCCACCAGCAGCAGCAGCAGCAGCAGCAGCAGCAGGGUUGUGGCCGUCGACGGUCGGUGGUGUUGCUGGCGGUGUUGGCGCUUGUGCGAGCGAUGCUACCGCGGCGACAGGCGCUUGCGCUGGAGAGGGUGUCGGGGAGUGGCUCCGGCUCCGUCGGGCCUCGUCUCGGGACGUGCGCCCUGACGACUGUUUGGACGACUUGCUGGACGACUUGCUCGGCGGCGUAGGGCUGUCUGAUGUGAACUGUCCGGCGGGCAGCACGCGCCAGGUGCUCCAUACGCGCACGCCGCCCAUCGCCAAGCUCCGGCACCGCACCCCGUUGGCAAACCGCUGCAUCACGCACGGGAUCACGACAUCCUUUGAGGCGACGCCGGGCACGAGCACAAUGUUCUCGACGACCUCAAAGGCGGCCAACGCCGUCCCAUCCUCGGUGAAAAAGGGAUCGUCGACGAUUUCGGUGAGGUCGACGGGCCGGCGGCGCCAGGAGGCCAAGUAG
Sporothrix brasiliensis 5110 is the source of this 549-nucleotide messenger RNA. RefSeq lists its product as uncharacterized. The coding region runs from base 1 to 549 and encodes 182 amino acids. Lineage: Eukaryota; Fungi; Ascomycota; Sordariomycetes; Ophiostomatales; Ophiostomataceae. The transcript is spliced from 2 exons. The record is from RefSeq and is a predicted model, not a curated record.